Messenger RNA from Rhizophagus irregularis DAOM 181602=DAOM 197198, 381 nucleotides. RefSeq lists its product as uncharacterized. The record is from RefSeq and is a predicted model, not a curated record. NCBI's taxonomy places the organism in Eukaryota, Fungi, Glomeromycota, Glomeromycetes, Glomerales, Glomeraceae.
AUGAACGUUAAAAAAUCAACCAAAUAUAAAAUUCCGCUCUUUAAAGUACCAUUUCCACCAGAACUGACAGUUGAAGAAAUCUUGAACAGUAGGUCUGAAGAUAAACUUAAAUCGAGGGCACCCAACAGAUACCUCAUAUACAGACUCGCUUUCCUUAAAGAACUUAGAAAGAGAACUGAUGACAAUGUGUCUAUGACGAAAAUAUCAUCUCAUAUUAGUUCGAUGUGGUUCAAUGAAACGACCGCAAUAAGAGAUGCUUACAAGAAUCUAUCUGAACAAGUAGAAAAUCGGCUAACAGAAAUAAGGCAGAAAGAAAAUUUAGUUUUCAUCAAUAAAGAUAACUCACCUUCCGGAAUUACCGAUAACAAUCAAUGUAGUUAA